Molecule: messenger RNA, 869 nt
Organism: Clunio marinus
Lineage: Eukaryota; Metazoa; Arthropoda; Insecta; Diptera; Chironomidae
Source: the annotation of a GenBank genome assembly
GAAGUUGAGAACAGUUUUUUCAGCAACAGGUUGUCAAAGCGUUUUUUCUGUUUCAUCAAUUUGUCUUUAUUAUUUCAUACAAAAACUAAAAUUGUUUAAUUAAAAUGUCUGAUGAUUCUCCCUUUGAGAACUCUCGUAUGAGAGGUGCGAUGGAUGCAUUAAUGAAAUCAGAAGAAGGUCGAGAAAUAGCUGAGAAUCUUAAAUCAAAACUGAAACAAUUAAAUGACCAGUUUAAAGACCUAAAUCAUGGUGAAAAACAGAAAUUUCUUAAUGAGUUCCGUGAUAAGUUUUCAGAGUCCAUUGGAAGCUUAAAAGAUACACUCGGUGAAAAAUAUGGGGAAACCUUUGAAGAAGAAGUCCCCAAUGCUUAUACACAGCAAUUACUUAAUUAUUUACCUUUUAUGAUUGGUGUUACAAUUUUGCUUUUAAUUUUCGGAUUCUUUGGGUACAAACUUUAUAAAUCAAUUAUGGAAAAAGAAACAAAGAGAGAAAAAAAGACAAGAAAACAGUUAAAGGAUGAGAAGAAGACUCAAUCGCCACCUUCAUCACCACGAUCGAAGAAGGAACAAUAAUCGAAGCACAAAGAAGAAUUUUAAUCUGAACCUAACUCAUGUUUACACGCUAUUGAAAAUAUAUUUUUGAAGAACUUGUUGCCUGCAAUCAUCAACAGAAACUGAGAAUUUAUUUUUUGAAGAAGUUAUCAUUAAUUCCUGAAUACAUCUUUCUAAUUUUAUACAUUCCUAAAUAAAUGAUAAAUAUUGGGUUUGAGUAGAAUAAAAUAAAGUCUUGAUAUCAUUGUUUUCUCAGUUUUGUGUUUUGUUGUUUUCAGAAUUCCUUGAAUCGUGACCACAAAAUUUUGAUUGUCAAGU